Molecule: messenger RNA, 897 nt
Organism: Gastrolobium bilobum
Lineage: Eukaryota; Viridiplantae; Streptophyta; Magnoliopsida; Fabales; Fabaceae
Exons: 3
Coding region: 1-897 (298 amino acids)
Source: RefSeq, a predicted model, not a curated record
AUGGUAGAAGAGAAUACAUCAAGUAUGAGGAAUAUAGAAAGGGAACCCAGACCUCCAGAUCCUGGUCCUAUUCGCAAAUCAGUGGAGCUUUCAAAAGGUAACGAAGUUUCACAGAUGACGAAUACUACAAAGUUUAAGAAUAAUAUGUUAGGGGCAGCCAAGUCUAAAUUUGGUUGUACCCUCAAAAUGAUGGUUGGAAAACAUAAUGUGUGUCUGGUUACCUUAAUGGAAACUAGGAUAAAUGGAAGUAAUUUUAGUAAGCUUAUGAGAAAGAUAAACUUUGAUAAAGUUAUAGUUGAAGAAGCUAUUGGAUUUUCUGGUGGAAUUUGGGUUAUGUGGGACUUUAGGGGAACUAAAGUGGAAGUCAUUAGUCAAUCCAAUCAGUAUAUUCACAUAGGAAUUGAGAUUGAAAAUAUUAGACGUUUUAUACGCACGACUAUCUAUGAUAAUCCUCAAGAGGGUCCAAAGUGGAAUCAUCUUGAUAGGGUAUUUAAGAAACUUGAUAGGGUCUGUGCAAAUAUAUUGUGGAGAUUGAAAUUUGAUGAUGCUGCAAUUCAAGUUCUUCCCAGAAUUCUAUCGGAUCACAAUCCCCUUCUUUUAUCCAUGAAAAAUCAUAUGCAAGGUUGGAGUGAUAGGCCAUUUAGAUUCAUGGCAUCUUGGAUGGAUCACCAAGGAUUUGGAAGUCUAAUAGAGGACAAGUGGUAUUCAUAUAUCGAAGUAAACCUUAUGCUCUCUAAUUUUACUCCUCAUUUAAAAAGGUGGAAUAGAGAUGUAUAUGGGAAUAGUAAUAAUAGAAAGAGAUAUCUAGCUGAUAAAACCGUAGAUAUUCAGAUCCAAAAAGAAUAUGGAGACUACCCAAGACUGCAGGAAUUAGAGGGUCAACUGCAUAAUAAUUAG